Molecule: messenger RNA, 599 nt
Organism: Colletotrichum godetiae
Lineage: Eukaryota; Fungi; Ascomycota; Sordariomycetes; Glomerellales; Glomerellaceae
Product: splicing factor 3B subunit 10-domain-containing protein
Exons: 3
Coding region: 120-443 (107 amino acids)
Biological process (GO): mRNA splicing, via spliceosome
Cellular component (GO): U2 snRNP; precatalytic spliceosome
Source: RefSeq, a predicted model, not a curated record
GUUGAGUUGGAAAGGAGUGGGUCUCCAAGGUGAAGGCACCUAGCUUGGACGUGCACGUCCCUUCCAGCUUUGUUCGGUGAACGUCUGCCGAGCUUCAGCCGGCGCAUCCAUGGAAGACAAUGCUGUGGAUUGAAGCUUUUCGAUAUCGCAAACAACAUCCACAUUUCUGCUCAGCAACACAAGACAACAUGGCCGAUAAACUCCGCAACCAGCAAGAACUCGAGCGCCUUCAGGCCAAGUAUGUUGGUACAGGACACCCCGAUACGACGAGUUGGGAGUGGAAGACCAACAUUUACCGCGACACGUACUCAUCCAUCGCCGGCCACCCCCCUAUGCUGUCGUACAUGGCGCUGGCCGAGAAUGAGCCCACACAGCUCUUGCGUGCGAGGUUAAUCAGGAAAAUGAUGCAACCCGCUGGCCCACCACCACAACGCGAAGAUUAACGAUCAGCGAAGACUACCGAAGCAUGGAUCUUGGAAGAAACAUCGGGGUUUGCAAGGGCACUGGCGUUGGGGAUAUUGUGGUCGAGAAUCAGUAAUGGAGGGUUAGACACCCUCAGAAAUCCAUUCGCCAUCAUUGGCUGUUCGUAAAUGCAUACG